Molecule: messenger RNA, 2467 nt
Organism: Hordeum vulgare subsp. vulgare (domesticated barley)
Lineage: Eukaryota; Viridiplantae; Streptophyta; Magnoliopsida; Poales; Poaceae
Product: CDPK-related kinase 3
Exons: 11
Coding region: 345-2216 (623 amino acids)
Biological process (GO): protein autophosphorylation; peptidyl-serine phosphorylation; intracellular signal transduction
Cellular component (GO): cytoplasm; nucleus
Molecular function (GO): calcium-dependent protein serine/threonine kinase activity; ATP binding; calmodulin binding
Source: RefSeq, a predicted model, not a curated record
AGCGAGGGGAGAUCUCACUUUCUCCCUCGCGCCCGGCCUUUUUACGUUCCGCCCCCUGGCGGGGAGCCGGGUUCGCAGUCGCCUCCCUCGCUCGCCUCUCCCGGCUGUUACCCGAGGGGCGAGGAGAGAGAAACGCGACGCCAUUUUCCCUCUCUCGCUCCUCCCCUCCCCCUCUUCGUCCCCACAUUUCCGCCUUCGCGACGAGGGCGACGACCCGCGCCCCCUCAUCCCGCGCGCGCCGGUGCGGCCGUGUCCGGGCUAGCUAGCGAGCUCGCCGGGCCCCAAACCCUAACCCUAGCCCGAGCGGUCCUCCGCCUCCGGCAGGCCGAGGCGGGGGCCCGGCCAUGGGGCAGUGCUACGGCAAGGGCGCGUCCUCGCGCGGCGCCGCCGGGGAGGACGACUUCGGGGUCGUGGCGGAGACGCACUCGCCGCCCCCGGCCAACGGCGCUGCGCCGCAGACGCCGCCGCCGCGGCACCCCGCGCCGGCCGCCUCGGCCGGGAUCCCGAGGCGCCGCAAGUCCGGAUCGACCACGCCCGUGCACCAGACGCCCGGGGUCGCCUGGCCCAGCCCGUACCCCGCGGGGGGCACCAGCCCGCUGCCGGCCGGGGUGUCGCCCUCGCCCGCCAGGUCCACGCCCAGGCGCUUCUUCAAGCGCCCCUUCCCGCCGCCCUCACCCGCCAAGCACAUCAAGGCCACGCUCGCCAAGAGGCUGGGCGGAGGGAAGCCCAAGGAGGGGCCGAUACCGGAGGAAGGCGGGGUUGCUGCCGGCCCUGGCCCUGGGGCCGUCGCGGAUGGGGCGGAAGCGGAAAGGCCAUUGGAUAAGACGUUCGGAUUCGGGAAAAACUUCGGGGCCAAAUACGAGCUCGGGAAGGAGGUGGGGAGGGGCCAUUUCGGGCACACCUGCUCGGCCGUCGUGAAGAAGGGCGAGUACAAGGGCCAGACCGUCGCCGUCAAGAUCAUCUCCAAAGCUAAGAUGACAACAGCCAUAUCCAUCGAAGAUGUCCGUAGGGAAGUGAAGAUUUUGAAAGCUCUAUCAGGUCACAACAAUCUUGUCAAAUUCUAUGAUGCAUGUGAGGAUGCCCUCAAUGUCUACAUUGUCAUGGAAUUAUGUGAGGGUGGAGAAUUGCUAGACAGAAUAUUAGCCAGAGGUGGGAGAUACACAGAAGAAGAUGCUAAAGCAAUCGUUGUACAGAUUUUGAGCGUAGUGGCCUUUUGUCAUCUUCAGGGAGUAGUGCAUCGUGAUUUGAAGCCAGAGAACUUCCUUUUCACAACAAGAGAUGAAAAUGCGCCGAUGAAGUUGAUUGAUUUUGGUCUCUCUGAUUUCAUUAGACCAGAUGAAAGGCUCAAUGAUAUUGUUGGAAGUGCAUAUUAUGUUGCCCCAGAGGUUCUACACAGAUCAUACAGUAUGGAAGCAGACAUUUGGAGUAUAGGUGUCAUAACAUACAUUCUGCUCUGUGGUAGUCGGCCAUUUUGGGCACGCACAGAAUCUGGAAUCUUCAGAUCUGUAUUGAGAGCUGAUCCCAACCUUGAUGAUUCACCAUGGCCUUCAGUGUCAGCUGAAGCUAAGGAUUUUGUGAAAAGAUUUCUUAACAAGGAUUACCGCAAAAGAAUGACAGCUGUCCAGGCAUUGACUCACCCUUGGUUGCGGGAUGACCAAAGACAGAUCCCCCUGGACAUUCUUGUCUACAGAUUAAUUAAGCAGUACCUUCGUGCCACUCCUCUUAAACGUUUGGCGCUAAAGGCAUUAUCGAAGGCUUUAAAGGACGACGAACUCUUGUAUCUUAGGCUACAGUUUGAUCUGCUUGAACCUAGAGAUGGAGUUGUGUCACUUGACAACUUUCGGACGGCUUUAACGCGGUAUCUAACUGAUGCAAUGAAGGAAUCAAGAAUUCUUGAGUUUUUGCAUGCGUUGGAACCACUUGCAUACAGGAGUAUGGAUUUUGAAGAAUUCUGUGCCGCAGCUAUCAGCCCUUACCAGCUCGAGGCUCUGGACAGAUGGGAGGAGAUUGCUGGAACAGCUUUUCAGCACUUUGAACAGGAGGGCAACCGAGUCAUAUCAGUCGAGGAGUUGGCACAGGAACUAAAUCUUGCUCCGACUCAUUAUUCCAUCGUGCAAGAUUGGAUCAGAAAAACGGAUGGCAAGCUAAACUUUCUUGGGUUUACCAAAUUUUUACAUGGUGUUACAAUACGGGGUGCAAACACAAGACGACAUUAAGUAACCGUGGACCAAAGAAAAUGUAUCUGGUUCUAAUUUUACCGUUGCUCAUUAUAUGGCUCCCCUGAUUUUGCUGUUGCCCCACCCCUGCUUCUUCUGUCUUGUGGUUAAUGAUCAUUCUUCUUCCUUUUUGUGAUGUUGUCGGUUGUUGUCACCAUAGCUCUUGUAGAGAGAAUACAUGUAAAAAUCUUUUGUAAUGAAGGCGAUCGGAUGGUUUGUUCGAGAAAUAUAGUGUUCAAAUGUUUUCCCAA